Strongylocentrotus purpuratus (purple sea urchin) is the source of this 7545-nucleotide messenger RNA. RefSeq lists its product as uncharacterized. Gene Ontology annotation, cellular component: cytoplasm; cytoskeleton; actin filament. Gene Ontology annotation, biological process: actin nucleation; cortical actin cytoskeleton organization; actin filament network formation. The transcript is spliced from 18 exons. The record is from RefSeq and is a predicted model, not a curated record. Gene Ontology annotation, molecular function: actin filament binding; microtubule binding. The coding region runs from base 764 to 4957 and encodes 1397 amino acids. Lineage: Eukaryota; Metazoa; Echinodermata; Echinoidea; Camarodonta; Strongylocentrotidae.
GUCGCGGACGGACUGAUGAUCACCUUCAGCUUUCCAUAGUACCACGCCAGCUGCAGGACUACUGAGAUCUCGACAUGUUCGAGUAAGACGCCCCGCAAAUACAAGAUAGAAAGCAGUGCACAUCAUUGUAUUUCCAGACAAUGGCAUCCACAGAAACAUCAGGAUUAAUUACUGGAAGGCUUGUCUAACACUGAACUCACUGCCCUAUCCAGAUCAAGCUAAGUUAAGCUCAUGAAAUAAUACCCAAGCAAGACAGAGCUAAUUGCGUGUGCGAACGAUCUGGAAAAUAUUGCUUGUUAUUUCCAACUAGGUAUUUGGCCUCUCCUUGCCUUGAUGUACUGUAGUUGAUGUGUGUACCCUGGCUUUGUUAUGUGCAUGAAGGAAACAGAAACUGCAUUGAAUGAGAUUUAUGGAUAAAGGUGAUUGGAAUCAUUUCAGCAGUUUUGGAUAAUGCAAAAUUGCCAUGGGUGAUUAGAAUAGUAAUCAUUGAGAUGAAAUCAGUCAGUCAGUUGGAAUACCACAGCGACAGUCAUUGCUUUGCUUGGCUGGUCACAAAGACGAAGGAACAUAGACAAAAUAUUUACGUAUUUUCAGUUCCUGAGCUGAACUUGCUGUACAUGUGAACAGAAAUUCACAUUAGUGUGCAGGAAUGUCAUGAUUUUUUUGUGAUAGAGUGGAAUGAUCCAAUAAUGAUGCAAGAAGAAAAAAAGCUUCUUCUCUGUUUGGCAGCUAGCAACAUUUUUCAGCAUCAUUUCUCCAGUUAAUGGAAACAGAAAUGGAGGAAAAGAAUCAUAAACAUGUCAGAAAUAACAGCAUUUGGGCUGAUGAUCCUGAUGGAAAUAUAAGCAGCAGCGUCAUGGCACAUAGUGUGGGAAAUACUGGGAGGGAUCAUAGAGCACUUACCUCACCCACCUCGCCUAUGUCUGAUGGAGGAAGGGCAGGAAAUGGAAGGGUGAACAGAAUGCAAACAGUGCGGACCGAGACAAUAGAGGAGACUGUGUGUGUCUAUGAAAUCUCUAAUUCAGGAAAGGACACCGAUGAGCUAGGAGCGAGGAGAAAAUCAGAUACACUUUGUGCAGAGGUGAUGAGGAAUGGUGCAUCAUCAAGGAGACGAUCAUCCAGUCCCAGCUCUGGUAGUGAUAUGCUGCAGGGGAGAAAUAGAAGUGGUAUCCAAUCAAACACAUCACAUGGUAUUAAUUGGGAUGAUGCCUUGCAUCAGAAGGAGAAUAGCAAUUCUAAUCAUCUACCUGGACAUGCUGAGCCAGUGGAAGAGGUGUUUUCACCCCUCACAGUUUUGAAGUCAGAUUUAACCAGUCCAACAGACUUGACAUCACCACUGAUAACUACAAAAGCUGGUCAUGCUGGUGAUGGGAAAGAUUCUCAGGUGGUGGAUAAGAACAUAGAUGUUAAGCACUCAACCCCUGUAGAUGGAUACUAUCAUGUUAAACACAACCCUGCCUAUAAAGAUAUGGGUAGACCAGUUAUAGCUGGUGAUCCGUCAUCUAACCUAGGGUAUCCUCAGGAGAAAUAUCAACAGAAUAGCCCUGAGCAGACUACUUAUGAUCCAUCCAGUGGAUAUCGCUUGCAACCUCCAACUUCAUUAUUUCUGAAAGAGAAGCACUCUGUAACAGGACCCCAGGACAACACACCAAGUGAUAUAGAGUUCUAUGAUUGUCAUUCACAACUUGGUGAACAGAGAGAGACUCCUGAUCAAGAACUCUUUACACCAGAAACUGACAGCAGCUUAUUAAAACAAAAUGUGGACAAGAAGAACAGAAGUGACAUGUCAAGUUCUUCAGAGAGAUGGCAUACUGGAACAGAAGGUUCCAUCGCUAUGCACCAAGCCUUACAUGAUUCAGAAGAAGGGGAUGUAAGUCUAGGCAAGAAGAAAAUUGAGCAUACCACACAGAUGAGUAGAGCUGAUUUUCCAUCUCCACCCAAUCCAACUCGUAUCCCAAGGUUUCAAAAAGACCCAGGAGAUGGUGAGAAUCCCAAGCAAGUGAAAAACACAAGAAGUGUGAGUCCCAGUGCUAUGGAAAGAUUCAAACGUUUCAUUUCAUUUGGGGAGAAGGAUCCACCUCAAAAAAUCAAAGAGGUUCCAUCUAGCUUCUCCAUGUCUUUCCCUUCUCUUCCGGACCUGUCAUCUUCCACCCAAGCUCUCAAAUCCUUCAACCUUUCCCAGGAGGAGCAGCCCCAUUCAUCACCAUCCAGAGGACGUCCAGCAAUGACGCCCUGUGAACGUGGCGAGAAGAGCUGGCGGAAGGAUACAUCUUAUGGUUUCCCCUCUCCUGAGAUAUCUCUAAAGAGACCUCAGACACUCUUCAAGUUUAAUACCUCCCCGUAUGAUAAGAAUACAGAGACACGUAAAACCCGUAGGCGAUCUACUGAGGUACCCUUUGAAGGGUUGACCAGUCCAAUGUCUGCCAGUGAACGACUACUAAGGUCACCUGGAACCCCAAGGAUACCAAUGUCUCCCAGGGAACCCUCAGCUUACAUUGCAGCCAGAGAGAAACAGGCCAAGCUGGAUUUUAGAAUCAACUUCAAGGACCAGGCAAACUUUACAGGUCGACGCCUUCUAGACUGGCUCUGUUCCUCCUGCUCCUCCUUCUCCUCUUUGCCUUGCUCACCUCCAUACCAGGAAGAUGGGGGUUUGCUGAGUCCAUCCUCCAUCUCGGAAGCCCAGUCUGCUGCCUAUAUGCUCUGCACCAAUCUCCUAGAUAUCGGUAUCCUACAGCCCCUUGAGAGCGCCUCAGGGACAGACGUCUUUAAGUUGGACUCCAUGUACUGUUGGAGGCAUGAGAACCAGCCCUCCUCUUCGUCUUCUCUCUCCAGUGGUUCGGUAGCUACAUCUCCUGGCAAACUCACUCCCAUAUGGCCCCCUCAGAAGUCACCAGAAGAUGAUGACAAUCUUGGUGGAAAAUACACAGAAGCUGAGCAUCAGCAGUUGAUCAUGGGUCUGAAACGAGAGCAUAAGGAAGCUUUGGAGAGUCUGAACACUGAACAUGAAGGGUCAGUCUUUGAUGUAAGAGGACAACAUGCUGCCCUUGUUUGUUUGCUAGAGGAUCAGUUAAGUGAUCUGGGAAAGAGAGUCAAGGAACUAGAAGCAGAACAAUACAGAUAUACUAGCAAACAAUGUGUGGAUGUUGCUGUCGAGACUGAUAGGAUAGAGAUCAAUCGGGAACCUUUGCAGAGGCAUAUUGACAAGUUUGAGGAAUUUGCACAUGAGCAGGGGGCACAAGAGCAUCCUCACAAAGCUCAGAAGCCUUCAAGACAUCAAGGACAGACAGGGUCUAACCCUUCAUCUCCUAAUGAGCUGCAUCCAUCAGCACCGGUUGAGAUACCUCAUGGUGCUCUGAUACCACAGUCUUCUCCUCCUCCUCCUCCUCCUCCUCCACCUCCAUUACCAGGUGGCAUGCCAAGCCCUCCACCACCACCUCCACCACCACCACCUCUUGCCCACUCCUCACAUACAGGUAUGCCCCCUCCUCCAGCACCUCCACCAUUACCUGGUGCCUUAGGACAUUCUGCACCACCACCGCCACCUCCGCCACCUGCACCUCCAGGGAUGCCAGGUGUACCUGGGAGGGCCAUGCUUAUCACCCAGAAGAUUCCAACCAGGCCGAUCAUAGAGCCAUCGGUGCCCAUGAAACCACUCUACUGGAAUAGAAUACAGCUUCAUAAACUUGCCAGUCAACGAGGAAACAAUUUGGAAGAAGCCGUUUGGAUGGAUAUGAAGGAACCUGAUGUCACUUCAGAAGAACUUGAGUUACUCUUCAGCAAGAAGCUCAUGAAGAAAAAGAAGCCAUUGUCUGAUAACUACAGCAAGCCUAAAGUCAAACAGGUGGCAAAGUUAUUGGACAGCAAGCGCUCACAGGCUGUAGGUAUUUUCAUGUCCAGUCUACAUGUUGAGAUGAGUGACAUCAGACAUGCUGUUCUCAAUGUGGAUAUGUCCAUCAUAGACCUGGAGAAUCUUCAGUCACUCUAUGAAAUGAGACCUCAAGCGGAUGAGAUAAAGAUCAUCAAAGAACACACAAAGAAAGAAAGUGCCAAACCACUGGACAAACCUGAACAGUUCUUGUUGGAGCUGUCUGAGAUACCAGACUUUGCCAAUCGAGUGUUCUGUAUCACAUUCCAGUCGACCUUCGAAGAGAAUCUAGUGGCUGUCAAAUCAAGACUUACAAUUAUCUGGGACAUUUGUGAGCAUCUACGAAAUGGAUCAAGUGUAAAGCAGUUUCUUGCCUUGGUGCUAGCAGUUGGAAAUUACAUGAAUGGAGGUAAUAGAACAAGAGGACAAGCGGAUGGUUUUGGGCUUGAGAUCCUCCCAAAGCUGAAAGAUGUCAAAAGUGCAAACAACGACGCAAAUCUGCUGGAGUACAUUGUCGCUUGCUAUGUUCACAAAAUUGACAAAGAUUCGGAAACUGAGAGUAAAACGUUGCCCUUACCUGAACCAAGUAAAGUCACUCAGGCAGGUCUUUUCAAGUUUGAAGAUCUGGAAAAAGACCUCAGAAAGAUUCAAAAGGAUCUCAAAGGGUGCGAGACCAAAGCAGAGACAGUACGGAAGAAUUCAAGUGAAGAAUAUCGUCAACCUUUCAGUGACAGCAUGGCUUCCUUCAUCAGUGGAGCAUUAGAAGAUAUCAGCAAGGAAAGCAGAAGAUUAUCGGAUACUAGAAAGAAGUUCCAUGAAGUUACAGAGUGGUUCUGUCUCAAACCUAAGCACGGAGAUAAUGAGGUCACCCCAGCCUAUUUCUUCAAUCUUUGGGCUCCUCUCUGCAGAGACUUCAAGGAUCUAUGGAAGAAGGAACAGCAAAUAGCUGCUAAGAUAAAGUUAAUUGAAAGCCAGGAGUUUGUACGGCAGAAGCAGGAGGAAUGGAGGAAAGCUGCUCCAAUAAAAACAGGGACUAAAAAAGCUGAUGGACUGAAAGCAAGACUGAGCAGAACGGCUUCAACAAAAUCCUAGUAGAUGUCUUGCCUCCUCUCCUUGGAAUGGACUUAGGAUGAGCCAGUGCUUGACAUAAUAUAUACAACUCAGGGAAUAGUGUCAUAUUUUGUAAGGAUUGUAAGUGAGCAGAAGCUUGAAUAUGGUUUCAGGAAGUAUUCAAAUAUGAUUGAAUCUUCAGAUAUUACUAAACAAAGUCUAAGUGUACUCAUGGUCUGUGAAUACACAGAUUACUCUCUUUUGACUGUGAGUUGUACCAUAGACUCAAAUGUAAAGGUUACAUUUUGAGUUGGUCAAUAAGAGUAUUAGUGUUUUAGCUCUUACACCUAACUAUGUAAUAGUAUUUUAUUUUACUACAAAUUAAAGAUGUUCCAUGUGAAUAUGUUGAUUUGUUAAUAAAGAGUGAGGGGCAGAUAAACUGGAUUGGAUUUACAGGGUAUUAGCACCUUCACCUCUCUUUCGUUUCCAAGACAUAUUGCAAAAAACAUGUAUGGUUAACAACUUUCAAGGUAACAUACUACGCAAAAAGAAAUACAGGCUGAACCAGUUUAAUCUGACCAGAUUCAAAUGAACAAAAUGGCACUCAUGGGAUUUGUUGUGUAGUGUGAAACUUAUUAGCUUACAUUUGGGAACCUGCUUUUUUUUUUUUAAUAACUAAAUCUUGUCACGUUGGACAUGAUCUUUCAAUUAUUUAGAUACGUUUGAUAAUUGUAAAUUGUUAAUGAAAUAGUAAUAAUUCAAUCGUGCCACAAUUUUUGUAUUCCUACUUUAGUUUGAAAUAGAAAUGAUUAGAGAACACUUUCUUUCACUUCCAAUUAUGAUAUUGUCACAUUUUUGUUUGAACAACUCUAAUUCAGCUGAAUUAUGAUUGCUUUCAAUUUGAAGAGAAGAGCAUAAAACUUGGCCAGAAGCUGAAAUGAUUACAUUAUAUUCAUAGCAAUAAAACUAUGCAGUAUUGUAGAACCAUAAAAGUAGGUUCAACAUUUUCCAAUUUUGUUUCCAAGAGUAAUCAGAUAAUUCUGUUGAGAACAGAUACAAGCAAGUACUGCAAGUUUAAAUUUUAUCACCUCUGUUUUCUUGAAAUUCCAUUGAGUUUUGAAUGUUGUCUGCCGGUAUUUGUUAUACUGGAGUAUUUUUCUUUGUUUUUUUAUUUUUUUGUAAUUAUGUGUGACAUUUUUCUUACCCUUUCCUACCAUUACGUUCUCCCCUCCAUCGUUUUUUGUUUUGUUUUCUUGUUUGUUUGUUUUUGUUUUUCUUGUUACCAUGUUGUUCUUUGUGUGAUAUGUAUGGAUUAUUUGUUGAUGCACCACAUUGGCUUCCAAUAUUUCUCAAUUCAACUGAUUGUUGUGUGUGAUGUAUAGCUGAACAAAGGAAUCUUUAUUGAUCUAUGCAGAAAAUAAUGGCAGAUGAAGAGGCAGAUAACGAUGAAGUUGGGCAAUACCCUCGACUAUUAAUACAUUGCAAAGGAAAGUGUGUCAUGUAGUGUAGUAGAGAAAAAAGGGUAUUAGAGAAUUACUUGAAUGUUCAAAGUAAAUUAUUUUAAAUCUAGUCUUCUCCAUUUACUCAUCUCUCUCUCUCUCUCUCUCUCUCUCUCUCUCUCCUUGAGUAUCACUUACCUUAUGUAUGUAUAUAUUCAUCUUAAAUCUUUAUCAAACUUCUCAUUCAUGUUAUUUUCUCUUCAAAUGUUUACUAUUAUCUUGUAUGAUUGCUAAUUCGUAACUAGGUCAUUAGUAUCUAUUAUUUCUAUAAACAGUGAUGCAUUUGGCCAUGAAAUCUGUCACAAGCUUGGGUUUUCUUCUACAGUUAUUAGGAGAUAACUGUUGUAUCAUUUACAUAAAGCCUUUGUCGCCCUCUAUGGCUUUGUAUGGUAUAUUUUGUCUGAUUUAGUGCCUUCCCAAAGGCAAUAUUUUCAUUUGAAUAACAAAAAAGUCUGUUUUGUUACUGUUACAUUAAACGUUGUUAUCUAAUCUUAUAAGUGUCAUGAUUUGAAGUUUUAGCAAGCAAUAAGAGAUUGAGGUAGCUGAAUAUAAAUCUGUAAAAGAGAUUAAGUUAUGUAUUCAUUUUCUGUUCUCUGUUCAUUCAUUGUAGUGCAAUAAAAUUUCCUUUCAUAAUAUGUAUGCUUAGUACUAAGUAGUGAAAUGAUUUAAUCCAAGGUAGGGUUAAAACAGUACUGUCUAACUAUAAAUAUAAUUACGAAAUCUUUUUUAGGUAAAUAUGUUAUUCCUGGAUAUUCUUGAGAGAUAUCAAAUCCAUAUGUAUGUGUUUGCAGUAUGAAUAACUAUAAGAUUGCUCUUGACUUGUACAUUUCCUCUUUUUAGUUUCUUAAUGAAUCAUUUGCUAAGAGACUUGUUGCAUGAAACUCAUGUCUUUCACAUUAGUUUGUAAACAAAGUAUUCAAAAGGCUGAUACAUGUAAAGGAUUCACAAAGUAUUUUGACUCAAUUUUGUUGUAUAUCUUAACAGUGAUAAGUAAGUUCAUAAGUUGAACUUUUUUCUUUGGUCAUAUUUUAAAUGUUUUUGCUAUGAGUACAAUAUAUUCAAUAAACUUUAAAUUAAUUGAUAUUUGUAUUCAUACUAGUCAUAGUUUAUAAACUAGUUUGUCUGAACUCA